UUUGAGUCAAACUAGUUCCAUUUUCGCUUUCGGUUCGUGCGCACGCAUUUUUUGAACGGAACGGCAUUUAAAAAAAUAUCGCUUUUCGAACAGUUUUCUUUGUACUGGCCAGUGUGUGUUUGUUGUUUGGAAGUUUUAGUGGCGCCAUUUGGAAUUUUUGAAUGAACGUUAAAGUUUCCUGAGCGUACAUCGUAAAUAGGUUGUGUUUCGUCACUGGUGAGGAUUUUAUUUUUAGCAUUUAGCUUGUUAAAGUUGUUGGUGUGAGACCGAUCUUAAUUUAGCAGUUCACACGAGUAUGUAUUCAGUGACGACGGUGCUUUCAAUAAGAUGAGAAAAAAGAGGAAAGUCAACGCCAAGUGCAGAUAAUAUUUAAAAAAAAUAAAAUAAAAAAAAAAUACAAAGUGAAUCAAUAAAAACGUGUUCUCAAAUCGGUUGCUAACCAGGCAGGACUGGCACGUUCAAAAACAAACAAUUUAAAUUUGGAAUACAAGCAAUCGAACUUUAAAAGGUGAUCAGCUUUGUUUAAACAUAUUUCGGACUGCUUCUUUUAAGUGGACAAACAAAAUAUUUGAACGCAUUUAAAUUUCGAACAAAAUAAUCAAAGACUUUCAAACGUGCAUUCACGAAGUACUUUUAAGUGACGCGGUCGGCCGCGUAUUGUGGUAAAGUGUCGGAGUGCGGUGUCAAAGUGGCGGGAGACGAGCAUCUGGACAUGCUGGGGGGUCCCGAGUGGGGGCAGCGGGAGGCCAGCCCCCCACGGGACGCGCCUCUGCCCAGCUUCGGGUUCACACAGGAGCAAGUCGCUUGCGUGUGCGAGGUGCUGCAGCAGGCCGGCAACAUCGAGCGUCUCGGCCGAUUCCUCUGGUCCCUGCCGGCGUGCGAGAGGCUGCAUGCGCACGAGUCGGUGCUCAAGGCGAAAGCCAUGGUCGCCUUCCACCGAGGCAACUUCAAGGAAUUGUACAGAUUGCUAGAGUCGCAUACAUUUAGCGCGCACAAUCAUGCGAAGCUGCAGAGUUUGUGGUUAAAAGCACACUACAUGGAGGCGGAGAGGUUGCGCGGGCGGCCGCUCGGCGCCGUCGGGAAGUACAGGGUUCGACGCAAGUUCCCCCUGCCCCGGACCAUAUGGGACGGCGAGGAGACCUCUUAUUGUUUUAAAGAGAAGUCGCGGUCAGUGCUGCGGGACUGGUACCUCCACAACCCUUAUCCCUCCCCUAGGGAGAAAAGAGAGCUGGCGGAGACCACGGGGCUUACAACUGUACAGGUGUCCAACUGGUUUAAAAACAGGCGGCAGAGAGACAGACAAGCGGAACACAAAGAUAGCGGCGGCGCGGGCGACAAGCAACUAGACUCAUCAACAGACGACGACAGCGACGCGCCUGCGCACGCGCCGCAACCCCACGCGGUGCCAGCGCACGCCCCACAACCCCUAUACCCGCUCUACGAACACCCCCUAGCCCAUCUUCAGUAUCACCACACGUGACCACUUGGGGUUCAAAGGGAUCCAAAUCCUGCCCCGCUUACGUGGGUCAAGGGCCCCCUGUAAAUUUUGCAUAUAUUUAUUUAGUUGCGAACAAGUGCAAAUGGCUUCCAGUCGAUGGGUAGAUAGUGUUCAUAAAACUUUGUUCCGUACUUUAUUUGUCAAUAAACGUGUAUACGAUUUUUAGGUGCCAUAGUCGGCACGACAGUGGUGUAGCGGUCUCGGGUUUGACCCCCGGGUCGAGUUGUGAUCUUUUGAUAGAUUUGAAACUAUACCAUGUUUAGGGAAUUGAAAAAUAAAGUGUGAGAAAAUAUCUACACUAGCUUUUAAAUUAUUUCCAUUGUGUUAGGUGUCAUUGAAGGAAAAAACAAGAUUUAUUUGAAAAUAAGUAUUUUUUUCGAUUUGGUUUUGCCCUUGUCUCAAUAUGGUGUAGUAUUAAAAGAAUUUAAAGUGUCUGUAAUUUAAUCAUAACCAAAUUGAUAACAUGUAUACUUUAAAACAGACGUUAAAAAUAACUACAUUUACUUUUGCCUGAUCACAUCAUUGUAAAAUCUAUCAUCGGGAGGUCCACUUCCCAUCGCUAGUUCCUAAAUCCGACGCUGUCAAAUUAUACGCAAAAUUGUAAAAUAUCAAUGUAAGUAAAAAUUAUCCCAAAUUGAAAUUUUUAUAAUAUACAACCAUUGCCAUAAAAAAAAUGAAUAAGGAUUUUAGAAAAACUUGUUUAUAUAACCAUAAAUUUAAUAGAAUUAUUUUAUUCGUACAGAUGUAAAUAACGUAAAAAAAAUAUUAAUUAAAAAAUACUCAAAAUAUAAAUAUAGCUUAAGGUUAGCGCGCACUACAAUAAAGAUAUCACGCGAUAUUUCAUGCUAUAUGGAGGUAGCAGUUAUAUUUCGCUAAUUUACACGCGAUUAUAGUACUACGUAGAAUUACUUAAACAGGGUGUAUUUUUGAGAUGGGACAGUAAAGGCAGAUAUUUUAACACUUAUAACAACUACCUACAAGACAAAAAAAAUAAUAAAGACUGUUUUCAAAUAUCACCCAGGAAGUAAUCUUGGUGCGCGUUUUUCCUUUUUCAUCAUGUUCAGCCUUUUUAAAAGCGACCAUAUAACUGGAUUUUACCUGUGAUUGUAUUCGUCAUAUUCUCAUACAUGUACUACAUAAAAAUACUCCGUGCAAGGCAUUCUGUACAUUUUAGAUCAAAGCAAUGAAACCUUAAUAUUAUAUUGCAACGGCACAUAACUUGAUUAUUGUAAAAAACAAUAAAUAUUUACCUUUGUUUUAUGCUAUAUGGAGCGUAAACAUUAUCUAAAAUGGACGAGUAACACUACAAUUAUCUAAUUUGACAGUGAUCAGUAAAUAAGAUAAUUUGACACUAUUCUGUGAAAGUAUGUCAAGUUAUGCGUUGUGUUGCCAUUUGCCAAUACAAAUAAAUAGAAAUUUACUAUUUAAAAAUAAUUAUAGACCUUUGUCUCUAUACAUAAUUCCAGAAUAAAUGUGUUAAAAAAGUAAUCAUCACUGAAAAUGUAUUUUAUAAAUGUAAAAGGUUCAUGAACACUAUUGUAUUCCCGAUUUCAGCACAUUUAAGCCCAUCGCACAUAGACACAUCGCAUCGCAUGGCAUCCGGAUAAUUUCCACUCAUAAAAUAGCUGGCGAUUUGCUUAAAGCAUUGUAUUAUCGAUUGUUUGAGAGAAAAUUAUAAUAUAGAUAACUAAAAUAAAAUCCAAAUAAUUGUUUUAUUUCAAUUCAUUCGCGUAAAUAUAAGAAAUCAUGAAAGAUUCGUGUAGAAUGACUGAGUUUCACCGCUUAGUGUCUUAAAUGCAAGUCAAUGACUAGUCUGGCUUACAAUAGUUGUAGUAAAGAUAAGUGAGAUUUGAUAAACCACGUCAACAUGUUCUUAUAGAGGUUUCAAUGUAGUUAAUUUAUGAUGUAUUGACAACGUAACUGCUAUUAUAGAAUUUUAAAAUAAAAAACAAUUUAUCGGAUUUAAUUGCAGUUUUUGUCUUUAAAAAUUCUCUCAACGUUUUAAAGACUUUGCAGCCUUCGGGAACCGCGCUAAAAUCCGAAAACUAGUUUAAUUUUAAUGUCUAAGACUCGCGUAAACAUAAGAAAUCAUUAUGCUAUUCUAGAAUGUUUAAUAUUUACAUUGCCAAUAUUACUGAAAUUGAGAGUAAAUUGAAAUAAUUAUGGUUGUGUGCAUAAACGAGAUGUUACUGUGAUGCUGCUAUUAAAAUACAACCGCCUAUAUGUUGAUCCUGAAAACGUAGUCCAUUUAUCGCAAGCCUGAUGCUAUACGUUGCGGUGUGGUGUGCGCUGACAUUUAUAUAGCAAUAACUACAGUUCUAUAUAUUUAUAUCCUUAACAAUAAAAGUUUUUAAUUUUAAUAUGGUUUUAUAUCUUGACCGGGAAAAUAAAAAACCUCUAUGUGUUAAAAUAUAUAACUAAUUUCUCCUCCUGACAGUAAGCAGGUUUUUUACUUUCCUGGUCAGGCUAUAAUUCAGUUACUCUCGUCAAAUAUUUGUGGAAGGUUAAGCGACGUUUAAAAACUUUUAUAGAUAAGGUCUAGAAUAAUUAAUAUAACCAAAUGUAAUGUACUAUUGUUUAACAUUAUAUUUAUUAUUUAGUUUGUAAGUUUAUUGUAAUUUAUUGUGGGCCGCCAUGUUACUACUAGGUUUUAGUUUAUUUAAAAAUCAAGAUGAAUUAACAAACAUAUCUUUCGUAUUCUAGUACAUCUACUUUUUUAUAUAUAUAAUAAUAUCAUCCCUGUAUUAUAUACUGUCCCUCUGCACGGGCGUCCUCUACUACUCAGAGACAUUAGACCUUAGUCCACCACGCUGGCCUAGUGCAGAUUGGUAGACUUCACACAUCCUUAAAAUUCCUAUAGAGAACUUCUCAGAUGUGCAGGUUUCCUCACGAUGUUUUCCUUCACCGUUAAAGCGAACGAUAAAUUCACAAAGAAUACACACAUGAUUUUUAGAAAAGUCAGAGGUGUGUGCCGUCUUGGCAGUACGUUCCACAUCCAACUAGGCUAUCGCCGCUUCUAAAUCAUACGAAUCACUAAAAAAAAUUAAACAAAUAAUAUGUAAUGUCAAGCUUUAUUCUAAUCGGUUUAUUAUUGCUGUGUGUUUCUGUAGCAGUUAUUAUCGUUUAUUAAAAUCUGACAAAAAUAUUUGAACAAGAACUAAGAACAAUCUAGAACGAACUUAGUAUUAAAGAUGGCGGCCCACAGCGUGUAUGUAUAUUAAUUAGUUAAGUAAGAGCAUGAUUUUGUUUAUAGCUGACAUAGCAUUUUUUAAACAAACGUGUGCUGUUAAUUA
Manduca sexta (tobacco hornworm) is the source of this 4791-nucleotide messenger RNA. Its product is annotated as homeobox protein SIX2-like. Gene Ontology annotation, biological process: regulation of transcription by RNA polymerase II. The transcript is spliced from 7 exons. Bases 713 to 1480 code for a protein of 255 amino acids. Gene Ontology annotation, molecular function: DNA-binding transcription factor activity, RNA polymerase II-specific; RNA polymerase II cis-regulatory region sequence-specific DNA binding. Gene Ontology annotation, cellular component: transcription regulator complex; nucleus. Lineage: Eukaryota; Metazoa; Arthropoda; Insecta; Lepidoptera; Sphingidae. The record is from RefSeq and is a predicted model, not a curated record.